This is a messenger RNA of Leishmania mexicana MHOM/GT/2001/U1103, 1314 nucleotides long. RefSeq lists its product as hypothetical. NCBI's taxonomy places the organism in Eukaryota, Euglenozoa, Kinetoplastea, Trypanosomatida, Trypanosomatidae. The transcript has a single exon. The record is from RefSeq and is a predicted model, not a curated record. Bases 1 to 1314 code for a protein of 437 amino acids.
AUGUCUGAUUCUGCGGGAGGUGCUGAAAAAGUUGAGGCAGUUGUGGAAAGCGCCAAGGCUGAUACUCCUGCUACUGAGGGCAUCAGUGCAAUCGAAAUAAAGGAAGAAAAUACCGAUGCGAAAACUACCCCUGGGGAGACUACCCUCGUAAAAAACCCGAGUGAGGAGAACCCCGAGAGAAAGAUCCCUCCUGCUGAAGAGCCCGUCGCUACUGCAAUUGAGGAGGUAAAAGAGGAAGACCCAGUUAUAGUGAGUCCGAAGGCUGCCCAAAUUCCUGCCGAGGCUUCUGCAGAAGUUCCCACAGCCGCUCCUGUAAAGGUUUCCGACGAGUUGCCUGAUAAGGAAGCAAGUAUCAGCGGUGCCGUAUUGACUGCUGAGAGCCCCAAAACGGAAAGCACCUCGCCCAGUACUCCCCGAAAGCCGCAAAAGGCUGCCUUCAAUAUCGACGCAAAGCCGUUCUCCCCUGUAUCCCUUAGCGAUCCGGCACUACAAGCAACUUUGGUCGGCGAAGCCAACGGGCUUUCGAUUAAAAUUGGUCAGUGGAGCCCGCAGGCAUUUGUUCCUACCGCACACCUGUCGCCAACUGCCCCCGUGAAUGUUGCCCAUAUGCCGUAUGUUGCACCUGCGGUUCCUCCAGCACCGGCGGUAAAAAAGGAGACCACAACCGGGAAGGACUCGCUGUCCGCUUACGCGAAACCAUGGAGCCCGCAUCCCGAGGUCACGGUAACUCCUUUAGUAGCCUCUGAUAACGAAGUUGCCAUUCACCCUGGCUCGUGGGCAGCUAUGACUGUUGAUGGAAAGGAAGUUAUAACCCCUUCUCCGAUGGUACCGAGGAAAUCGAGCACAAAUUUGUUUGCACACUCGUUCUCCGUUCACCCCAAAGGUCUCAAGAGUGUUGAGCUCGAGCUGUUUAGCUACACCUGUGCAAGGUGUACGCUGAGGACCUUGUACGGGCGACUCUCAUCACGCCAGCCGGAUGUAACAAUGCGAAAUGUCAGCGUGGACGUUCCGCCUCUCUGCAUUGCGCACCUUAUUGAACAGAUCGCCAAGGCGAAAGUGACAGCUUUGCACUUGAAUGAGUCGGAAGGGCCACAUUACGACAUAUGGUUAGACAAGCCGAAUCUUUCAACACAGCUUGUAGAGUAUAUAUCCGGCAGCGUGUGGGCAACACCGAUGCACCAUGGGUAUGCUGUGAUGGGGAAAAAUGAAGAAGGCAAGCGAUAUCUGCGAAACUAUGUUGAAAGGCUGAGGGAUUCGAAGCCCCCGGGGCCGAAUGUGUACGAUGUUGCGUUGGUGGAAGUGAAGGAGCAUUAG